Molecule: messenger RNA, 519 nt
Organism: Kwoniella shivajii
Lineage: Eukaryota; Fungi; Basidiomycota; Tremellomycetes; Tremellales; Cryptococcaceae
Exons: 2
Coding region: 1-519 (172 amino acids)
Source: RefSeq, a predicted model, not a curated record
AUGUACUCUGAUAUAGGUAGUGAAAGAGAUUCACCUGAUACUCAAUCGGAUAAGUCUCAUACGCAAGAUCUCGAGCACAGAUUGGAUCAAGCUCUGAGAGAAGCCGAUAAUCUGAAAAGAGAGUUGAGACGAAAGUCUUCGAGGUCUUCAGGAUCGUCUGGUGCCAGUCCAAUUCAUCUAACUGAACCUCCGACAGACGUCUCCGGCUCUCAUCCCAAGUAUGGCAAAUAUCACAACCGGCAAUACUCUGAUGAUCUCAGUGAUCGUGUAUCAGCCUGGGACGAACAGGACUACGGCUCACCUCAUACACGCACUCAAAGACCCAGCUACAGUCAAGACCCCAUAACAUCUCUGUUAUCUGGUGCAUGUUUUGGUAUGGGAGCCGGUUUAGUUGGAUCUUUCUUUCCGCCAAGAAGAACUGUCUUUUACGAUAAUGGCUCUCGCGCUACAUUCCUUAGCCAGCCUUUAGUUGCAACCACAAGCUACAGGCUGCGACCAGGCGAUACACUGUAUCUAUGA